CUGUGGACACAACUGCAGUGCUGACGCACUCCUCUGAGCUGUGAAGAGAGGGGCUCAAGCAUCUCAACCGUCAGGUCAUUCCAAGCGAAGUGGGGUGUGCACUGUGGGCUAAGUCUGUGCCAGAUGAAGUAAGCCCCCCAAAAAAGCUGAAGAAAGUAAUGAGCAGAGGGAAGCCUGACAGAAGCAUGACAGAGUUUUGCAACCCUGCAUUUGAGCCAGAGAGCGAAGACGAGCUAGCGAGAAGCCCGAGCUCUGUGCUGACACUCACCGUGACCGAGGACCUCCCCAACAGUCUCUUCUCCCAAAAGUGCUUCCCAAUAUCAGGCAGACUCCCUUUGCGAAAGCUGCUGUGCCUGGUGAUCUUCAUUUCAGGAACCAUUGUUAUUCUGGCAGUGGGUCUGAGUGUUACCAUCUUUGUAUUACUGACUCCUACACAGAAACCACCGGGUGAUCCAACAAAUGGCAGGCCAUUGACUCUUAGCACCCCAAACACCACUAUCAUCUUAGCCGGGAAUCAACAACAGAACCCACAGAGCAGUGUAUCACCAUGGGAAGAGGAACCCAAGCCAACAGACUUGCCUCGCUGUGGGGGGGUCUUGGUAGAAGAGGAAGGUUCAUUCAGCUCCCCCAACUACCCAGGUAACUACCCUCCCAACAUGUAUUGCAUCUGGCUCAUAACCACGACUGCCACCUCCAUCAUCCAGCUGCAUAUCUCUUCUUUGGAAAUGGAAGGGCCAGCGUCGUGUCCAUGCGAUUGGUUGGAGGUACGAGAGGACAAUGUUACCAUCGAUGGCAGCAGUCUGACUGGCAAAUUCUGCGGUAAUGUAGCACCCCCAACGAUAAACUCAAGAACCAACAGGCUGCAGGUGACAUUCCGUUCAGAUGCCAGCAUCUCUGGGAGUGGCUUUGUUGCUCAGUACCGAUCCUUACCUGAACAUCACAAGAGCUGCAGAUGGGAAGAGCACUUCUGUGACAGUGGCCUUUGUUUGUUCUCUAGUUCAGUAUGUGAUGGGAGAUUCCACUGUUUUGACCAGAGUGAUGAGUCAAACUGCAGCCAAACUGGGAGAGAGUGUGGGGGUCAACUGAAUGGAACUAGUGGAUCCUUCUCAAGCCCCAGCUUCCCUAACCAGUACCCUCACAGACAGCUAUGCCUGUGGAAGAUCUCCGUACCAGAGGGCUACAUGAUUGAGCUGACAUUUGACUCCUUCAGCCUGGAGUUUCAUGAGGUUUGCAGUUAUGAUUACGUGGAGAUCCUUGACACUGUGGGGAAUGGCGCUUUGGCUCUGUUGGGCAGAUACUGUGGGACACAGCCUCCUCCAGUGCUCUCCUCCUCUCACCACAUGAUGACGGUACUCUUUGUGACUGAUGACGGAGUGUCAAACAGUGGCUUCCACGCCACAUACCAGGCCAUCAAUGCUACAGAGAGAUCCUGCAGGCCAGAUGAUUUUACAUGUCUAAGCGGAGAGUGCCAGUCCCAAGGGUGUGUGUGUGACGGCUGGAGUGAUUGUGCUGAUGGAAGUGAUGAGGUCAACUGUGUGAACUCCACCUACCCAACCUUUGAGUUCCCAUGUGAGCCCAUCAAAGUCCAGAUGUGUCAGGGUCUAACUUACAAUGAGACCUCCUUCCCUAACAUCUGGCUUGCCAUCAUUGACCAGCAGGAGGCAGCAACCGUCCUCAAAGACUACAAGAUCCUGAUGGAGCUCAGCUGUUACAGCUAUCUGCACGUUUUCACAUGUGGUAUGUUCAUCCCUAAGUGCACAGAAGCAGGAGGAGUUCUACAGCCCUGCCGCUCUGUCUGUCUGUCUGCUGAACAACAGUGUCAGCGCUCUCUUGAUCAGCUUGGUAUCUCUUGGCCUUUCAACUGUAACCUCCUGCCAGACUCUAAAGACCCCAUAGAGUGCAUGAAGCCCUGAUGUAUGCCUGUAUGCCUGGGGUUCAGGAGCUCAACUGGUAUUUUUUGUUCAUACUCCAUGCCAUUCCAUGAGGAUGACAAGAAAAGUAAAGAAAACUACAUCCUUCCUUCCAUUUUUGUAUGUACUUGUACAAUGAAAGUCGGGGAAGGGGUCUGACUAGCAAGGAGAGACGGGGUCAGGCGGACAUGCCCACUCUCUGCUCUUGCAUCAUCAAGGGUUAGUAAUGAUCCUUCCACAGGUUCAUCAGCAGAAAUCUCCUUGCAAGUUUGAUUUUCUCUACAGUGAAGUUCAAUCGUCUUCUUAGUUGUCUGCCAGAGGCUAUGAGCAUCCAUGCAAGGAACUGAAUCAGUAAGAGCUUAUAACUCACACUUACUAGGAAUUCCUUGUUCGUAGGUAACAAUUGCAAGCCCUAGUCCCCAUCAUGAAUAGGGUAAAAGGACUUACUCAUGCCUUUC
Molecule: messenger RNA, 2368 nt
Organism: Erpetoichthys calabaricus (reedfish)
Lineage: Eukaryota; Metazoa; Chordata; Cladistia; Polypteriformes; Polypteridae
Product: membrane frizzled-related protein
Exons: 13
Coding region: 159-1913 (584 amino acids)
Molecular function (GO): protein binding
Source: RefSeq, a predicted model, not a curated record